AUGUUUAAAAGAGUCAUUGUCCAAUUAAACCGGCAUGUGCGGUUUACGUCGACUGUUGCAAGAGACACUGUUACUGUUAUACCUACGGUUUACGAGUUAACAGAUGGGAAAGACAUAACACCUGAAACAAAUCCUGAUACUUCGUUAGUAAGUUACCUACAAUCAAGACAUUUAGUUGAAUCAUUGACUGAUGAUAAGCUUUUUGAAAUCACCAAAAGGAAUAAUGAUCAUAAAUUCAAAUUGUACUGUGGUGCUGAUCCAACUGCUGAAAGUUUACAUUUAGGAAAUUUACUUCCAUUGAUGGUACUACUACAUUUUCGAAUAUGUGGGAAUGAUGUCAUUGGUUUAGUAGGUGGAGCAACUGGUCAAGUUGGAGAUCCAAGUGGGAGAACAACAGAAAGAAAAGGUUUAAAUUUGAACGAAGUUGAAGAUAAUGUAACUAAAAUACAAAGUCAAAUUACAACUUUUCUACAGAAUGGUAUUGAGUACGCAAAAUCUAGACAAUUCCCAAUGAACAAACAAAUAGGUGAUGUAAGUAGUGUAAAUAAUGAAUCUUGGUGGAGGGAUGUUAAAAUGUUAAACUUUUUAUCAACUUAUGGGAAACAUAUAAGAGUUAGCGCAAUGUUAGCAAGAGAUUCAAUACUGUCAAGAUUAGAAAGUGGUGGGAUUGGAUUUAGUGAAUUUACUUAUCAAAUUUUACAAGCUUAUGAUUUUUUUCAUUUAUACAAAGAUCAAAAUGUAAAUAUGCAAGUUGGUGGAAAUGAUCAAUGGGGUAAUAUAACAGCAGGAAUUGAUUUGAUAUCGAGAUUGAAGAAACUGGUGAAUAAAUCAAAUGAAGCUUAUGGUUUAACUGUUCCUUUAUUGACUAACCCAUCUGGUGAAAAAUUUGGAAAAUCUGCUGGUAAUGCAGUUUUCAUCGAUUCUAAACUUACAAGUCCUUAUCAAAUGUAUCAAUAUUUUAUUAAUGUUCCAGAUGAUAUGGUUGCAAAAUUACUCAAAGCUUUUACUUUAUUACCUUUAAAUGUCAUUGAAGGUGAGUUAAUUCCAAAACAUGAAGCUGACCCAGGUUUAAGAAUUGCACAACGUGUGCUCGCUAGAGAAGUGGUUGAUUUGAUUCAUGGUGUUGGAGUAGGAGAUGAGAUGGCAUAUAUAACUGGUUUUUUAUUUCCAACUCCUGAUCAACCUUUUGAUGAUAAUAUCAAUGCAGAAAAAUUAAUUAAUAAUUUCAAAAGAUCCGGUAUACUUUAUAAGUACCCAAUGCACAAAUGUGAUGACAUUAAAAUGAGUGCAUUAUUGCUGGAUAUAACAGGUAAAUCAAAAAGUGAAAUCAAAAGAUUAAUUAAAUCUGGUGGAGUUUAUUUGGGAUUAGAUAGAGAUCAAUUUGAAGAUCCUGAUGAUGUUGUGCUUUUUGAUAAAUCACAUCAUUUAGUCGAUGGGAAGUUAAUGUUGAUUAGAAUUGGAAAACAAAAUUAUUAUGUUGUUGAAUUUGUGUAA
Messenger RNA from Lodderomyces pseudojiufengensis, 1494 nucleotides. RefSeq names its product tyrosine--tRNA ligase. The transcript has a single exon. Gene Ontology annotation, biological process: tyrosyl-tRNA aminoacylation. Gene Ontology annotation, molecular function: RNA binding; ATP binding; tyrosine-tRNA ligase activity. The record is from RefSeq and is a predicted model, not a curated record. Bases 1 to 1494 code for a protein of 497 amino acids. Lineage: Eukaryota; Fungi; Ascomycota; Pichiomycetes; Serinales; Debaryomycetaceae. Gene Ontology annotation, cellular component: cytosol; mitochondrion.